This is a messenger RNA of Salvelinus fontinalis (brook trout), 12431 nucleotides long. RefSeq names its product kinase D-interacting substrate of 220 kDa B. The record is from RefSeq and is a predicted model, not a curated record. Gene Ontology annotation, molecular function: protein binding. NCBI's taxonomy places the organism in Eukaryota, Metazoa, Chordata, Actinopteri, Salmoniformes, Salmonidae. The coding region runs from base 212 to 4015 and encodes 1267 amino acids. The transcript has 27 exons.
AAGAUGAUUUGACCGACAGCGGGGAGGAAGACACCCUAGUAAGCGCUGUGUUUUUCUGGUCCACUAAAAUGGCUGUUGUCGAGGAUGGGGACUAGCCUGUGAGCACUACACGCAUAUAAAUCGAGGAUUGAGAAGACUACACCGAAGUGUGGAAUAUUUAUAUUCGUUUUAUUAAAAGGUGCUGUGGUGGUGAGGGGAAGUAGCUGCAGCCAUGGACACCACCACCUCCAUUAAGAUGACCACUCUGGCCAUCCAGAACCUCUUCAGCUACGUGGAGGAGGAGAACCUGGCAGCGCUCAAGGCCCACCUGGACAAGUUCAAGGAGGUGGACGGCAGGAGUGACAAUGGUCAGACACCCCUGAUGUUGGCUUCGGAGCAGGGUAGUAUUGAGAUUGUACAGGAGCUCAUCAGGAGAGGAGCCAAUGUUAACCUGGAUGAUGUGGACUGCUGGUCUGCUCUGAUCUGUGCUGCUAAGGAAGGCCAUGUAGAGGUGGUGAAGGAGCUGUUAGAAAGCAGUGCUUACAUAGAGCACCGAGACAUGGGAGGCUGGACGGCCCUCAUGUGGGCUGCCUAUAAAGGCCGCGUGGAGGUAACCGAGGUUCUCCUUGAGAACGGAGCCAACCCCAACACUACUGGGCAGCAAUACAGUGUGUACCCCAUCAUCUGGGCAGCAGGCAGAGGUCAUGCUGAGAUCGUCCAGGUCUUGCUGGAGAACGGAGCCAAGGUCAACUGCUCUGACAAGUAUGGUACCACCCCUCUGAUCUGGGCAGCCAGGAAGGGCAAUUUUGACUGUGUGAUGCACCUGCUGGAGAAUGGAGCCGAUGUCGACCAGGAGGGGGCGAACUCGAUGACAGCUCUGAUCGUGGCAGUGAAGGGAGGUUUCCCUGAGGUGGUGAAGGAGCUUCUGAAGAGGAACCCUAACGUCAACAUGACAGACAAGGACGGCAACACAGCCCUGAUGAUCGCGGCCAAGGAGGGCUAUACUGAGAUAGUACAGGACUUGCUGGAUGCUGGCACCUACGUCAACAUACCAGACAGGAGUGGAGACACGGUGCUUAUCGGAGCAGUGAGAGGAGGACAUGUGGAGAUAGUGAGGGCUCUGCUGCACAAAUAUGCUGACAUAGACAUCAGAGGACAGGACAACAAGACAGCCCUGUACUGGGCUGUGGAGAAAGGCAACGCCACCAUGGUGAGAGAUAUCCUCCAGUGCAACCCCGACACAGAGACCUGCACCAAGGAUUUAGAGAGCCCUCUGAUCAAAGCUACUAAGAUGAGGAACAUUGACAUAGUGGAGCUUCUGCUGGACAAAGGAGCCAAGGUGUCUGCUGUGGACAAGAGAGGUGACACCCCCCUCCACAUUGCCAUCCGUGGGCGGAGCCGCAGACUGGCAGAGCUCCUCCUUCGUAACCCUAAAGAUGGCCGCCUGCUCUACAGGCCCAACAAGGCCGGCGAGACCCCCUACAACAUCGACUGCAGCCACCAGAAGAGCAUCCUCACCCAGAUCUUUGGAGCCCGACACCUGUCCCCUACUGAGUCUGAUGGGGACAUGCUGGGUUAUGACCUGUACAGCAGUGCCCUGGCUGACAUUCUCAGUGAGCCCACCAUGCAGCCACCCAUCUGUGUGGGCCUGUACGCCCAGUGGGGAAGCGGCAAGUCUUUCCUGCUCAAGAAACUGGAGGAUGAGAUGAAGACGUUUGCUGGCCAGCAGGUGGAGCCGUUGUUCCAGUUCUCCUGGCUGGUGGGGUUCAUGUCCCUGCUGCUGGGUGGUUCUGUAGCUCUGGUCCUGGGCUUCACCGUCGACCCCAAGCUGGCAAUCGCUGUCUCCCUCAGCCUGCUGGCCUUGCUCUAUGUCUGCUUCGUGGUGGUGUACUUCGGCAGUCGUCGUGAGGGUGAGAACUGGAGCUGGGCGUGGGUGAUAAGUACCCGUUUGGCCCGACACAUCGGCUACCUGGAGCUGCUACUCAAACUGAUGUUUGUCAACCCCCCUGACUUGCCAGAGCAGACCACCCGCGCUCUGCCCGUUAGGUUCUUGUUCACGGACUACAACCGUCUGUCCAGUGUGGGAGGGGAGACCAGCCUGGCAGAGAUGAUAGCCACCCUGUCUGAUGCCUGUGAGAGGGAGUUUGGCUUCAUGGCCACCCGCCUCUUCAGGGUCUUCAAGACAGAGGAAUCAAAAGGGAAGAAGAAGUGGAAGAAAACUUGCUGCGUUCCCUCCUUCGUCAUCUUCAUCUUCAUCCUGGGCUGCCUGAUCACCGGCAUGGCACUCCUCGCCGUCUUCAAGGUGGAUGGGGCCAACCAGACGGUGAACGCCGUGCUGAUCGCCAUGGCCUGCGCAGUGGGCCUGGCACUGGUGCUCAACUGCCGGACCUGGUGGCAGGUGGCCGACUCGGUGCUCAACUCUCAGAGGAAGAGGCUGCACAGCGCUGCCAACAAGAUGCACAAGCUCAAGAGCGAGGGCUUCAUGAAGGUGUUGAAGAAUGAGGUGGAGCUGAUGGCGAGGAUGGCUAAGACCAUCGAUGGCUUCACUCAGAACCAGACGCGUCUGGCUGUCAUCAUAGACGGCCUGGACUCCUGUGAACAGGACAAAGUACUGCAGAUGCUGGAUACGGUGAGAGUGCUCUUCUCCAAAGGCCCCUUCAUCUCCAUCUUCGCCAGCGACCCCCACAUCAUCAUCAAGGCCAUCAACCAGAACCUGAACAGCGUGCUCAGGGACUCCAACAUCAACGGCCAUGACUACAUGAGAAACAUCGUCCACCUGCCGGUCUUCCUCAACAGCCGGGGGUUGAGCAGCGCCAGAAAGAUGUGUGUGGCAGCGCCCGCUAACGGAGACACCGGAAACUCAGACGGUAAUCCAAACCAUUCAGACGGCUGGCAUGAGGAGCUGGACAGGAAGCUAUCCCAGCACAGCAUCGGAGAGAUGACCAAGUUUGGCAGCAAGACAACCCUGAACCGCAGGGACACGUACCGGCGACGUCAGAUGCAGAGGACUGUGACACGGCAGAUGUCCUUUGACCUGAGCAAGCUGCUGGUGACAGAAGACUGGUUCAGUGACAUCAGCCCCCAGACCAUGAGGAGGCUGCUCAACAUCGUGUCUGUCACAGGUCGUUUGCUGAGGGCAAAUCAGAUUAUGUUUAACUGGGACCGCCUGGCAUCGUGGAUCAACCUUACUGAGACCUGGCCCUACAGGACUUCCUGGCUCAUCUUGUUCCUGGAGGAGACUGAAGGCAUCCCUGACCAGGCCGCCCUCAAGACUAUCUACGAGAGGAUCUCCAAGAACAUUCCGACCACUAAAGACGUGGAGCCCCUGUUGGAGAUUGAUGGGGAUGUGCGUAGCUUCGAGGUGUUCCUCUCCUCUCGGACACCUGUCCUCAAUGCGCGCGACAUCAAAACCUUCCUACCCUGCACCGUCAACCUCGACCCCAAAUUACGAGAGAUCAUCGCAGACGUGCGUGCUGCCAGGGAACAGAUGAGCAUCAGAGCGGUGACCUAUCCCAGCCUGCCCCUGCAGGAAGCCGCUCCCCGCCCCACCUCAGUCUACAGCCAGCAGUCAGGCAUGUCCGCCUGCUCCCCCUCCACCUCCUUCAACGGGCACUUCAACCCCCCAGGGCUGGUGUCCCCACCGCCCCACAGCAGCAACUACAGUGGUAUGGCUGGCCCCCAGCACCCCUUCUAUAACAGGCCAUAUUUUCCCCAUCAUGUUUACCAGCUGCCACGCCAGUAUGUGGGCAGUUUCCCUGUUCAUGCUCCUCCACCACGCCCAUUCCCACUUAAAAGUGGCUUUCCCCGGGAUCCGAGCAGUGGACUCUUUAAGGUACCGUCUUUGAAAAAGAAGCAGGGUUCAGCCUCGGUGGUGUCGGGGACCCCGGCCAUCCUCCUGAGCUCCAUGAACACAGACACAGUGUGUGAACGUGUCAAACAGAUCGAGGGUAUCGACCAGAGCAUGCUGGCCCAGUACACUGCCACCAUUAAGAAGGUGAGCAGAGAGAGAGAGAGAGAGAGAGAUCUCUACCAUUAGCCUCCUCUCUCUCUACCAUUAACCUCCUCUCUCUCUACUAUUAACCUCCUCUCUCUCUACUAUUAACCUCCUCUCUCUCUCUCUCUACCAUUAACCUCCUCUCUCUCUACCAUUAACCUCCUCUCUCUCUCUCUACCAUUAACCUCCUCUCUCUCUCUCUACCAUUAACCUCCACUCUCUCUCUCUCUACCAUUAACCUCUCUCGCUCUCUCUACCAUUAACCUCCACUCUCUCUCUCUCUCUCUCUCUCUCUCUCUCUCUCUACCAUUAACCUCUCUCUCUCUCUACCAUUAACCUCUCUCGCUCUCUCUACCAUUAACCUCUCUCGCUCUCUCUACCAUUAACCUCUCUCUCUCUACCAUUAACAUACUGUCUCCCUACCAUUAACCUCCUCUCUCUCUACCAUUAACCUCCUCUCUCUCUCUCUCUACCAUUAACCUCUCUCUCUCUACCAUUAACCUCACUCUCUCUCUCUACCAUUAACCUCCUCUCUCUCUCUACCAUUAACCUUCUCUCUCUCUCUCUACCAUUAACCUCCACUCUCUCUCUCUACCAUUAACCUCCACUCUCUCUACCAUUAACCUCCACUCUCUCUCUACCAUUAACCUCUACUCUCUCUCUCUACCAUUAACCUCCAACCUCUCUCUCUACCAUUAACCUCCACCCUCUCUCUCUACCAUUAACCUCCACUCUCUCUACCAUUAACCUCCACUCUCUCUCUCUACCAUUAACCUCCACCCUCUCUCUCUACCAUUAACCUCCACCCUCUCUCUCUACCAUUAACAUCCACCCUCUCUCUCUACCAUUAACCUCCACCCUCUCUCUAACAUUAACCUCCACUUUUUCUCUCUACCAUUAUCUCCACUCUCUCUCUACCAUUAACCUCCACCCUCUCUCUCUACCAUUAACCUCCACCCUCUCUCUCUACCAUUAACCUCCACUCUCUCUCUCUACCAUUAACCUCCACCCUCUCUCUACCAUUAACCUCCACUCUCUCUCUCUACCAUUAACCUCCACUCUCUCUCUCUACCAUUAACCUCCACUCUCUCUCUACCAUUAACCUCCACUCUCUCUCUCUACCAUUAACCUCCACUCUCUCUCUCUACCAUUAACAUCCUAUCUCUCUCUACCAUUAACAUCCUAUCUCUCUCUACCAUUAACCUCCACUCUCUCUCUCUACCAUUAACCUCCACUCUCUCUCUCUACCAUUAACCUCCACUCUCUCUCUCUACCAUUAACCUCCACUCUCUCUCUACCAUUAACCUCCACUCUCUCUCUCUACCAUUAACCUCCACUCUCUCUCUCUACCAUUAACCUCCACUCUCUCUCUACCAUUAACAUCCUAUCUCUCUCUCUACCAUUAACCUCCACUCUCUCUCUCUACCAUUAACAUCCUAUCUCUCUCUCUACCAUUAACCUCCUCUCUACCAUUAACCUCCUCUCUCUCUCUCUCUCUGCCAUUAACCUCUCUCUCUACCAUUAACCUCACUCUCUCUCUCUACCAUUAACCUCCUCUCUCUCUCUACCAUUAACCUUCUCUCUCUCUUUCUACCAUUAACCUCCACUCUCUCUCUCUACCAUUAACCUCCACCCUCUCUCUCUACCAUUAAUCUCCACUCUCUCUCUCUACCAUUAACCUCCUCUCUCUCUCUCUCCCAUUAACCUCCACUCUCUCUUUCUACCAUUAACCUCCACCCUCUCUCUCUACCAUUAACCUCCACCCUCUCUCUCUACCAUUAACAUCCACCCUCUCUCUCUACCAUUAACCUCCACCCUCUCUCUAACAUUAACCUCCACUUUUUCUCUCUACCAUUAUCUCCACACUCUCUCUACCAUUAACCUCCACCCUCUCUCUCUACCAUUAACCUCCACCCUCUCUACCAUUAACCUCCACUCUCUCUCUCUACCAUUAACCUCCACCCUCUCUCUCGCUCUCUCUACCAUUAACCUCCACUCUCUCUCUCUCUCUCUCUCUCUACCAUUAACCUCCACUCUCUCUCUCUCUCUACCAUUAACCUCUCUCUCUCUCUCUACCAUUAACAUCCUAUCUCUCUCUACCAUUAACCUCCACUCUCUCUCUCUACCAUUAACAUCCUAUCUCUCUCUCUACCAUUAACCUCCACUCUCUCUCUCUACCAUUAACCUCCACUCUCUCUACCAUUAACCUCCACUCUCUCUCUACCAUUAACCUCCACUCUCUCUCUACCAUUAACCUCCACUCUCUCUCUCUACCAUUAACCUCCACUCUCUCUCUCUACCAUUAACCUCCACUCUCUCUCUACCAUUAACCUCCACUCUCUCUCUACCAUUAACAUCCUAUGUCUCUCUCUACCAUUAACCUCCACUCGCUCUCUCUACCAUUAACAUCCUAUCUCUCUCUCUACCAUUAACCUCCUCUCUCUCUCUCUCUCUACCAUUAACCUCACUCUCUCUCUCUACCAUUAACCUCCUCUCCCUCUACCAUUAACCUCUCUCUCUCUCUACCAUUAACCUCCACUCUCUCUCUCUACCAUUAACCUCCACCCUCUCUCUCUACCAUUAACCUCCAAUCUCUCUACCAUUAACCUCCACUCUCUCUCUCUACCAUUAACCUCCACCCUCUCUCUCUACCAUUAACCUCCACCCUCUCUCUCUACGAUUAACAUCCACCCUCUCUCUCUACCAUUAACCUCCACCCUCUCUCUAACAUUAACCUCCACUUUUUCUCUCUACCAUUAUCUCCACUCUCUCUCUACCAUUAACCUCCACCCUCUCUCUCUACCAUUAACCUCCACCCUCUCUCUCUACCAUUAACCUCCACUCUCUCUCUCUACCAUUAACCUCCACCCUCUCUCUCUACCAUUAACCUCCACCCUCUCUCUCUACCAUUAACCUCCACCCUCUCUCUCUACCAUUAACCUCCACCCUCUCUCUCUACCAUUAACCUCCACCCUCUCUCUCUACCAUUAACCUCCACUCUCUCUCUCUACCAUUAACCUCCACUCUCUCUCUCUACCAUUAACCUCCACUCUCUCUCUCUACCAUUAACCUCCACUCUCUCUCUCUACCAUUAACCUCCACUCUCUCUCUCUACCAUUAACCUCCACUCUCUCUCUCUACCAUUAACAUCCUAUCUCUCUCUACCAUUAACCUCCACUCUCUCUCUCUACCAUUAACCUCCACUCUCUCUCUCUACCAUUAACAUCCUAUCUCUCUCUACCAUUAACCUCCACUCUCUCUCUCUACCAUUAACAUCCUAUCUCUCUCUCUACCAUUAACAUCCUAUCUCUCUCUACCAUUAACCUCCACUCUCUCUCUCUACCAUUAACCUCCACUCUCUCUCUCUACCAUUAACCUCCACUCUCUCUCUCUACCAUUAACCUCCACUCUCUCUCUACCAUUAACCUCCACUCUCUCUCUCUACCAUUAACCUCCACUCUCUCUCUACCAUUAACAUCCUAUCUCUCUCUCUCUACCAUUAACCUCCACUCUCUCUCUCUACCAUUAACAUCCUAUCUCUCUCUCUACCAUUAACCUCCACUCUCUACCAUUAACCUCCCCCCUCUCUCUCUCUACCAUUAACCUCCUCUCUCUCUCUACCAUUAACCUUCUCUCUCUCUCUCUACCAUUAACCUCCACUCUCUCUCUCUACCAUUAACCUCCACUCUCUCUACCAUUAACCUCCACUCUCUCUCUCUACCAUUAACCUCCACUCUCUCUCUACCAUUAACCUCUACUCUCUCUCUCUACCAUUAACCUCCACCCUCUCUCUCUACCAUUAACCUCCACCCUCUCUCUCUACCAUUAACCUCCACUCUCUCUACCAUUAACCUGCACUCUCUCUCUCUACCAUUAACCUCCACCCUUUCUCUCUACCAUUAACCUCCACCCUCUCUCUACCAUUAACCUCCACUCUCUCUCUCUAACAUUAACCUCCACUUUUUCUCUCUACCAUUAUCUCCACUCUCUCUCUACCAUUAACCUCCACCUUCUCUCUCUACCAUUAACCUCCACCCUCUCUCUCUACCAUUAACCUCCAACCUCUCUACCAUUAACCUCCACUCUCUCUCUCUACCAUUAACCUCCACUUUCUCUCUGCCAUUAACUCCUCUCUCUCUGCCAUUAACCUCCUCUCUCUCUCUACCAUUAACCUCCUCUCUCUACCAUUAACCUCCUCUCUCUCUACCAUUAACCUUCAUUCUCUCUCUACCAUUAACCUCCUCUCUCUCUCUACCAUUAAUCUCCACCCUCUCUCUCUACCAUUAACCUCCACUCUCUCUACCAUUAACCUCCACUCUCUCUCUCUACCAUUAACCUCCACCCUCUCUCUCUACCAUUAACCUCCACCCUCUCUCUCUACCAUUAACAUCCACCCUCUCUCUCUACCAUUAACCUCCACCCUCUCUCUAACAUUAACCUCCACUUUUUCUCUCUACCAUUAUCUCCACUCUCUCUACCAUUAACCUCCACCCUCUCUCUCUACCAUUAACCUCCACCCUCUCUCUCUACCAUUAACCUCCACUCUCUCUCUCUACCAUUAACCUCCACCCUCUCUCUACCAUUAACCUCCACUCUCUCUCUCUACCAUUAACCUCCACUCUCUCUCUCUACCAUUAACCUCCACUCUCUCUCUACCAUUAACCUCCACUCUCUCUCUACCAUUAACAUCCUAUCUCUCUCUCUACCAUUAACCUCCACUCUCUCUCUCUACCAUUAACAUCCUAUCUCUCUCUACCAUUAACAUCCUAUCUCUCUCUACCAUUAACCUCCACUCUCUCUCUCUACCAUUAACCUCCACUCUCUCUCUCUACCAUUAACAUCCUAUCUCUCUCUCUACCAUUAACAUCCUAUCUCUCUCUCUACCAUUAACCUCCACUCUCUCUCUCUACCAUUAACCUCCACUCUCUCUCUCUACCAUUAACCUCCACUCUCUCUCUACCAUUAACCUCCACUCUCUCUCUACCAUUAACCUCCACUCUCUCUCUCUACCAUUAACCUCCACUCUCUCUCUCUACCAUUAACCUCCACUCUCUCUCUACCAUUAACAUCCUAUCUCUCUCUCUACCAUUAACCUCCACUCUCUCUCUCUACCAUUAACAUCCUAUCUCUCUCUCUACCAUUAACCUCCUCUCUCUCUCUCUCUCUGCCAUUAACCUCUCUCUCUACCAUUAACCUCACUCUCUCUCUCUACCAUUAACCUCCUCUCUCUCUCUACCAUUAACCUUCUCUCUCUCUUUCUACCAUUAACCUCCACUCUCUCUCUCUACCAUUAACCUCCACCCUCUCUCUCUACCAUUAAUCUCCACUCUCUCUCUCUACCAUUAACCUCCUCUCUCUCUCUCUCCCAUUAACCUCCACUCUCUCUUUCUACCAUUAACCUCCACCCUCUCUCUCUACCAUUAACCUCCACCCUCUCUCUCUACCAUUAACAUCCACCCUCUCUCUCUACCAUUAACCUCCACCCUCUCUCUAACAUUAACCUCCACUUUUUCUCUCUACCAUUAUCUCCACACUCUCUCUACCAUUAACCUCCACCCUCUCUCUCUACCAUUAACCUCCACCCUCUCUACCAUUAACCUCCACUCUCUCUCUCUACCAUUAACCUCCACCCUCUCUCUCGCUCUCUCUACCAUUAACCUCCACUCUCUCUCUCUCUCUACCAUUAACCUCUCUCUCUCUCUCUACCAUUAACAUCCUAUCUCUCUCUACCAUUAACCUCCACUCUCUCUCUCUACCAUUAACAUCCUAUCUCUCUCUCUACCAUUAACCUCCACUCUCUCUCUCUACCAUUAACCUCCACUCUCUCUCUCUACCAUUAACCUCCACUCUCUCUCUACCAUUAACCUCCACUCUCUCUCUACCAUUAACCUCCACUCUCUCUCUCUACCAUUAACCUCCACUCUCUCUCUCUACCAUUAACCUCCACUCUCUCUCUCUACCAUUAACCUCCACUCUCUCUCUACCAUUAACAUCCUAUGUCUCUCUCUACCAUUAACCUCCACUCGCUCUCUCUACCAUUAACAUCCUAUCUCUCUCUCUACCAUUAACCUCCUCUCUCUCUCUCUCUCUACCAUUAACCUCACUCUCUCUCUCUACCAUUAACCUCCUCUCCCUCUACCAUUAACCUCUCUCUCUCUCUACCAUUAACCUCCACUCUCUCUCUCUACCAUUAACCUCCACCCUCUCUCUCUACCAUUAACCUCCAAUCUCUCUACCAUUAACCUCCACUCUCUCUCUCUACCAUUAACCUCCACCCUCUCUCUCUACCAUUAACCUCCACCCUCUCUCUCUACGAUUAACAUCCACCCUCUCUCUCUACCAUUAACCUCCACCCUCUCUCUAACAUUAACCUCCACUUUUUCUCUCUACCAUUAUCUCCACUCUCUCUCUACCAUUAACCUCCACCCUCUCUCUCUACCAUUAACCUCCACUCUCUCUCUACCAUUAACCUCCACUCUCUCUCUACCAUUAACCUCCACCCUCUCUCUCUACCAUUAACCUCCACCCUCUCUCUCUACCAUUAACCUCCACCCUCUCUCUCUACCAUUAACCUCCACCCUCUCUCUCUACCAUUAACCUCCACCCUCUCUCUCUACCAUUAACCUCCACUCUCUCUCUCUACCAUUAACCUCCACUCUCUCUCUCUACCAUUAACCUCCACUCUCUCUCUCUACCAUUAACCUCCACUCUCUCUCUCUACCAUUAACCUCCUCUCUCUCUCUACCAUUAACCUCCUCUCUCUCUACCAUUAACCUCCACUCUCUCUCUCUACCAUUAACAUCCUAUCUCUCUCUACCAUUAACCUCCACUCUCUCUCUCUACCAUUAACCUCCACUCUCUCUCUCUACCAUUAACAUCCUAUCUCUCUCUACCAUUAACCUCCACUCUCUCUCUCUACCAUUAACAUCCUAUCUCUCUCUCUACCAUUAACAUCCUAUCUCUCUCUACCAUUAACCUCCACUCUCUCUCUCUACCAUUAACCUCCACUCUCUCUCUCUACCAUUAACCUCCACUCUCUCUCUACCAUUAACCUCCACUCUCUCUCUCUACCAUUAACCUCCACUCUCUCUCUACCAUUAACAUCCUAUCUCUCUCUCUCUACCAUUAACCUCCACUCUCUCUCUCUACCAUUAACAUCCUAUCUCUCUCUCUACCAUUAACCUCCACUCUCUACCAUUAACCUCCACUCUCUCUCUACCAUUAACCUCCUCUCUCUCUCUACCAUUAACCUUCUCUCUCUCUCUCUACCAUUAACCUCCACUCUCUCUCUCUACCAUUAACCUCCACUCUCUCUACCAUUAACCUCCACUCUCUCUCUCUACCAUUAACCUCUACUCUCUCUCUCUACCAUUAACCUCCACCCUCUCUCUACCAUUAACCUCCACCCUCUCUCUCUACCAUUAACCUCCACUCUCUCUACCAUUAACCUCCACCCUCUCUCUCUACCAUUAACCUCCACCCUUUCUCUCUACCAUUAACCUCCACCCUCUCUCUACCAUUAACCUCCACUCUCUCUCUCUAACAUUAACCUCCACUUUUUCUCUCUACCAUUAUCUCCACCCUCUCUCUACCAUUAACCUCCACCUUCUCUCUCUACCAUUAACCCUCCACCCUCUCUCUCUACCAUUAACCUCCAACCUCUCUACCAUUAACCUCUGCUCUCUCUCUCUACCAUUAACCUCCACCUUCUCUCUCUACCAUUAACCUCCACCCUCUCUCUCUACCAUUAACCUCCACUUUCUCUCUGCCAUUAACUCCUCUCUCUCUCUGCCAUUAACCUCCUCUCUCUCUCUACCAUUAACCUCCUCUCUCUACCAUUAACCUCCUCUCUCUCUACCAUUAACCUUCAUUCUCUCUCUACCAUUAACCUCCUCUCUCUCUCUACCAUUAAUCUCCACUCUCUCUCUCUACCAUUAACAUCCUAUCUCUCUCUCUACCAUAAACUCCACUCUCUCUCUACCAUGAACCUCCACUCUCUCUCUCUACCAUUAACAUCCUAUCUCUCUCUCUACCAUUAACCUCCACUCUCUCUCUCUACCAUUAACAUCCUAUCUCUCUCUACCAUAAACUCCACCCUCUCUCUCUACCAUUAACCUCCUCUCUCUCUCUCUCUCUCUCUCUCUACCAUUAACAUCCUUUCUCUCUCUCUACCAUUAACAUCCUAUCUCUCUCUCUACCAUUAACCUCCACUCUCUCUCUCUACCAUUAACCUCCACUCUCUCUCUACCAUUAACCUCCACUCUCUCUCUCUCUACCAUUAACCUCCACUUUCUCUCUACCAUUAACCUCCACUUUCUCUCUACCAUUAACCUCCUCUCUCUCUCUACCAUUAACCUCCUCUCUCUCUCUACCAUUAACCUCCUCUCUCUCUACCAUUAACCUUCAUUCUCUCUCUACCAUUAACCUCCUCUCUCUCUCUACUAUUAACAUCCUCUCU